Molecule: messenger RNA, 2776 nt
Organism: Juglans microcarpa x Juglans regia
Lineage: Eukaryota; Viridiplantae; Streptophyta; Magnoliopsida; Fagales; Juglandaceae
Product: DEAD-box ATP-dependent RNA helicase 14
Exons: 9
Coding region: 218-2422 (734 amino acids)
Cellular component (GO): nucleus; cytoplasm; ribonucleoprotein complex
Molecular function (GO): RNA helicase activity; protein binding; ATP binding
Source: RefSeq, a predicted model, not a curated record
GCUUGGUUGAUGGUUCCGUGAUUUGCUUCCUACUUCUUGUACGCGCUUAUCGCCCUUCGGAAGCUUGCUUCUCUCUCUGAGCGAUAUACAGCUAAACACAUUGAGAGAGAUAAGGAAGGGCACCUCAGAUACUCCCUCCAUUUCUCGCUAUUCAAAUCACAUCUGACCGUCGUCAGUCGUCAGAUUUGUGUCGGAUUGUUUUGGCGAUUCACUUGCAAUGGCUGCCACUGUGACCAUCUCUUCCACAGGUCCACGAUAUGCACCUGAGGACCCCACGCUCCCCAAACCAUGGAGAGGCCUUGUUGAUGGUAAAACUGGGUACCUUUACUUUUGGAAUCCUGAGACGAAUGUCACUCAAUAUGAGAAGCCUACAGGGUCAGUUCCUCCACCAAAGUCAUCUUCAGUUCCUAUUAGUUCUUCUGUAUUAGUUCAACAAUCUUCUCAAGGACAGCUUUGUGGCUACAGUCCUGAUGACAAUGAUAGUUAUGGCAGGGGCAGCAAUGGUGGGUCAAAGCUCGAGGUUGAGUCAAGGAUGCAGCAGAAUACAAGAGGUGAAACUGUCCAUUCCAGUAAUACUGCAAAUGGGACACUUGGUGCUGGACCUGGUGGAUCUUCUACACAAGUACAUGGAGCUUCAGAUGUAGGAGUUGGUUUUUGUGCAGAGUCUUAUCGUCGCCGGCAUGAAAUAACUGUUACUGGUGAUAAUGCGCCUCCACCUUUUACGUCAUUUGAAGCUACUGGCUUUCCAUCUGAGAUUCUUAGAGAGGUACACAAUGCUGGGUUCUCUGCCCCAACUCCGAUUCAGGCACAAUCAUGGCCGAUUGCUCUUCAAAGUAGAGACAUAGUGGCCAUUGCCAAAACCGGUUCCGGGAAAACCUUGGGUUACUUGAUUCCGGGAUUUAUUCAUCUCAAGCGCUGCCGUAACAACCCUCAAUUGGGUCCAACUGUGUUAGUUUUGUCGCCAACUAGGGAGUUGGCAACACAGAUACAAGAUGAAGCUGUGAAGUUUGGAAAGUCAUCAAGAAUUUUGUGCACGUGUUUAUAUGGAGGAGCUCCAAAGGGACCCCAGUUGAGAGAUAUAGAUAGAGGAUCAGAUAUAGUGGUUGCUACCCCUGGUCGCUUGAAUGAUAUUCUGGAGAUGAAGAGAAUUAGCCUUCAUCAAGUUUCUUACCUCGUGCUUGAUGAGGCUGAUCGCAUGCUCGACAUGGGUUUUGAACCUCAGAUAAGGAAGAUUGUAACGGAGGUGCCUUCUCGCCGCCAAACCCUCAUGUAUACAGCAACAUGGCCAAAGGAGGUUCGGAAAAUUGCAGCAGAUCUGCUCGUCAAUCCUGUUCAGGUUAACAUUGGCAAUGUAAAUGAGCUUGUCGCGAACAAGUCCAUCACGCAGCAUGUUGAAGUAUUGGCACCCAUGGAGAAACACAAGCGACUGGAGCAGAUACUGCGAUCUCAAGAACCAGGAUCGAAGAUUAUCAUCUUUUGUUCGACCAAGAAGAUGUGUGACCAACUUGCCCACAAUCUUACCCGCCAGUUUGGUGCUGCUGCCAUUCAUGGAGACAAAUCUCAGGGUGAGAGGGAUCAUGUGUUGAGUCAGUUUCGAAAUGGUAGGUCUCCAAUUCUUGUAGCCACUGAUGUUGCUGCUCGAGGACUGGACGUCAAGGACAUCAGGGUGGUUAUCAACUAUGAUUUCCCUACAGGAGUGGAGGAUUAUGUUCAUAGGAUUGGGAGGACAGGGAGGGCAGGUGCCACAGGUCUGGCUUUUACAUUCUUUGGUGACCAGGAUGCCAAAUAUGCUUCGGAUCUCAUCAAAGUUUUGGAAGGGGCAAAUCAGCGAGUCCCCCCUGAAAUUCGUGAACUGGCAUCCCGUGGUGGUGGGAUAGGUAGGUCAAGACGUUGGGGUUCUGGUUCUGGGUUCAGUGGUCGUGAUGGGGGCCGCGGUGGACGUAAUGAUUCAGGUCAUAUUGGAAGAGGUGGGUGGGGAUUUUCUCCUCCCUCUUCUGGACAGCCAGAAAGAAGUGGAGGCCGUGGAUAUGAGCACGAGUCACAUGAGAGGUAUGAUUGUGGUUACAGCUAUGGACAAGAUAGAGGUCGCAGUCGCAGCCCCAGCCCUAACAAGGGUUCUGCCUGGGGUGAACACAGUAAAGGUUGGAACCGUGAUCGUAGCCGUAGUCGUGACCGCUCCCCAGUGCGCAGUUUUCACCAGGCAAUGAUGGAACGAGGGAGGUCAUCCCCACCACAUCAACACCAGCGUGUGCCACCUUACAACAGUGGGAAUGCAAGGGAACCCAAGGGUUCACCACAGGGGUGGGGCAGAUCCUCGGGUGGUGGGCAGGAUGCCGGAGGAUUUGCCAAUGGACCUCACUCUUCUUAUUUUGGAGAAGAAGAGGAGGAAGGCUUGAUACCUCAGGAUGAGGUUGACAAGUAGAAGGUGCUCAUCGUUCCUCUUGAACAAUACUUAUAGUUGGGGUUAAAACGGGUCGAGCAUGCCUUCUGCGCUUUUUAACUUUUUGUUUUGUGUUGCAAGUGGCAAGUAGUAGGUGCUUAUAACAAGGCCGAGAAUGGUGUGAAAGUUGAAUUUUGUUGGGUUGUCUUUAGAAUAGUUCGAGGGGGGGCUAAAAGACUUAACCGGAUCCCUUUUUUAACUUUGACAACGUAAUUAGCUAUAGUUUCUUGUAUUCGGUACGGAAGAAAGGGCAAGGAUAAGCACCACACAACGAAUGUUUUGAUGUAAACAUGGUGACCUGAAUACUCAAUGGUAUAGUUAUUUAUUAUUGUCUUA